Helobdella robusta is the source of this 979-nucleotide messenger RNA. RefSeq lists its product as hypothetical. The transcript is spliced from 11 exons. The coding region runs from base 79 to 882 and encodes 267 amino acids. NCBI's taxonomy places the organism in Eukaryota, Metazoa, Annelida, Clitellata, Rhynchobdellida, Glossiphoniidae. The record is from RefSeq and is a predicted model, not a curated record. Gene Ontology annotation, molecular function: hydrolase activity, acting on ester bonds.
UGUUUAAACUUUAAUUUUAUAUCUAACUAUAAACUUUAAAGUUUAAAUACCUGAAAAUUGUCAAUUUUUAACUCAAAAAUGUCAUUAAAAUACAUUGACUGCCACAAUCACAUUUACGCCGAAGAGUUUAAUGAGGAUAGGGAGCAAGUUAUAGAAGAGGCUAAAAAGUCAGGUGUUCUUGGAAUGAUAACAGUUUCUGAAUUUGUUACAGACACUGACAAGAUACUUAAUUUAGCUGACAGACACCCAAAUUUCUGUUUUCCAAGUUUAGGAGUUCAUCCAGUGCAGGAGACAAAUGAUGUGCAAAGAAGUGCCACAAUUGAAGAUUUCUUGCAAAUGAAGCCAGAGAUAGUUGGUCAUGCUGAAAGGCUUGUUUGCAUUGGCGAGAUUGGGUUGGAUUUUACGCCAAGAGUCUGCCAUUCAGAGUCUGAUAAAGAGAGUCAAAGAUUGGUUUUCAGUGAACAAAUCAAACUCGCUGGUGAUCAUGACUUACCUAUAAACGUUCAUUCCCGCUCGGCUGGUCGGCCAGUUGUUAAACUUUUGAAAGAGUUGAACGCUACAAAAGUUCUCUUGCACGCCUUCGAUGGAAAGCCGUCGGUGGCGUUGGAGGGGGUCCAGUCGGGCUAUUUCUUCUCCGUACCUCCGUCUAUCGCUCGUAGCGAACAAAAAGUUAAAAUAGUUAAAGCUCUACCAAUUGAAAAUUUGUUGCUUGAAACUGAUUGCCCGGCCCUCGGACCCGAAAAAAUGGUCCGCAACAAUCCCAGCAACGUAAAGAUAUCGUGCGAGUUCAUCUCAAAACUUAAGAAUAUUGACGCCGAUCUUGUCAGCCAAAUAAUUCUUGAAAAUUCUAUCAAAUUAUUUCCGAAGUUGAAUUUGAGAUGAAUUUAUUUCUUUAGUUUUAAUUAUAAAACUAAUUAAUUAAUUAAUUUUUUUCGCUCAUAAUUUGAAGUUAUAAUGUAAUAAAUUUCAAGAUAAAUCA